UGCAGUACAUGCCCUCGCGGCGAUACUCUUACGUAACCCUACGCGGUUGCAGCCCUCGCGAGAUUGGGAAUGGGAAAUGAGGAAUGUCAAGUGUCAACAUCUAGCAGACGACAGCGCUGCAGCCUUGGUGCCCGGACGGAGCAGGGAGGGGAGCGAGCGAGCGACGGGGCUGCUCGAGCGUCGGGUCAUCCUGAACUUCUGUGAGAGAUGGGGGAUGACCGCCCAUUUGUGUGCACUGCCCCUGGAUGUGGGCAGAGAUUCACCAAUGAAGAUCAUCUUUCUGUGCAUAAACACAAACAUGAAAUGACAUUAAAAUUUGGUCCUGCUAGAACAGACUCUGUUAUUAUAGCGGACCAGACCCCAACACCCACACGUUUCCUGAAGAACUGUGAGGAAGUUGGACUAUUCAAUGACCUGGCCAAUUCCUUUGAACAGGACUUUUGCAAAGUACAAGAGGAGGACCACAGGACAAAAAACACAGCUUCAACUUUACAAACACAAUAUGCAACCUCACAAACAAAAUGCACAGCAAAGAAUGAAGAUGAUGAUCCUUUAGAAGUGGAUUCUUCUCCUCCUGAUAGUCCGGAUUCAUCCUCCAGCAUGUCAGAUAUCAGCAAAGACUCAAGGGAGAUUCUGACAAAGCCAGUAGCAAGUUCUGCCCAGACUCCAACCAUUGUGCGUCCAGGUUCUCUGCCUCUACACAUUAGCAAUGAUUCUCUUCACCCUACACUGCCAUCUCCAACGUCUGUCAUCACACAGGCGCCACCCUCUAACCGACAGCUCAGCUCACCGACAAGCUCUUAUCCCCUCGUAAGGCACCUUGCUAAUGGGCAAACAGUCCCUCUGCUGCCCAGUCCUGUGCAGAUGACCUCAGUCAUAUCUCUGGUGAGGCCCGGGAACUCAGUACCCAACAUUCCUGGGAUCCCAGGACCCCCAGUGGGUGGAGCUAGCAGCGGUUCAUCCUCCCCAUCAGGUUAUCACCUCCAAUCCGAGACAAAGAUGCGCUUAAAGGCAGCCCUAAGUAAUCAAGGCCCAGGAGGUCAUGAUGGUGGCGGCGGCGGGGGGGCAGGCUCCUUCCCAGCAGUCCCCCAGAAGCAGCAACAGAGCCAGCAGCCCACUCAAAAUUCGGAUGCACCGUCACCUGCCCAACCACAGGUGUCCCCAGCGCAGCCAACUGGAGGCCGUCGGCGGCGAGCCUCUGAGAUGGACCCCGACGAGAGGAGGCAGCGUUUUCUAGAAAGGAACCGAGCAGCUGCCUCACGCUGCAGGCAGAAGCGGAAGUUGUGGGUGAAUUCUUUGGAGAAGAAGGCGGAUGAUCUUGCAAGCAUGAAUGUCUCUCUGACGAAUGAAGUAACGCUUUUAAGGAAUGAGGUGGCUCAGCUGAAACACCUCCUCCUCGCCCACAAAGACUGCCCCGUCACUGUCAUGCAAAAGAAAGCUGCUUUCUUAGCUGCAGGAGGAGAGGAAGCCUCUCGAGAGAUUUCAGCUGAACCCAUCGGAUCCCCAGCAGCAGUCAUCCAGCAUGGGCCGUCCCCCUCGGCCCCGCCCUCCAGCCCAGGGCCCACCAUCAAUGGCAUGAGUGUCCGCGCAGCAGAGGCGGUGGCUAUGUCUGUCUUGGCUGGCAUGGGAUCUGGCCAACCGGGAGGGGUCGUCAUGUUGACGCAGUCCCAGUCAACCUCGAGAUGAUGUGCUGACGCAGGUAGCCAGUAUAAACUCAAGUGGCAUUUCGGAGGCUGGACUUGUACGACAUGUUAAAUUGAGGGGGACUCCCUCACUCCCACACACCCCCAAAGUCAGACCCUCUCCUCCCCUCACGGCCUAUGAUAAUCACACAAAGACAUGGCAUCAGGCCUUAUCUCGCCCUUCUUCUCUCUGUGUAUGUAAAUAAGGAAACCACUGCGGAGUUUGCGGUCACAUCCUGUAUUUGAAUGAUAAGUAUGAAUGAAAAAACAUCAGUCUUUUAUCACUUCAGUCCCACACAAACUUGACCCACAAACCAGGCUUUGAUGCAUCUGACUAAAUAUUUGACUUAGAGAUAUCAUUCACUCGCCUGAAGAGGCUCCCUCCUUUGUGCUGAAACAAUGUUUUACUAAUGCAGAGAACUUCCAGUGAUGUGUCUGACUUGGUGGAGGCCUUUGUUGCUCUCUACUGUGCUUUUAUUGUUAAUUUUUCUGUCGGACACUUCUACUACCAACACUGUCUGGCCCACAAAAAAUCACUCUUGUAUUUAGCUCAGUUGCCUUUAGCUUUAAAUACGUUGCCUUGGCAUUUGAUAGGUUUAUGCUAAUUUGGCUUAUGCAAUGUUCUAAACAUUCAUUUACGUCCUGACUCAAAGUAGCAUUAAUUUGCUCACUAUAUUAUCUGCGAUAAUCGUGAGAUUGCUACUUCAGUCUUCUGAACAUCCCAAAGAUUCUAGACUAACUGACUGACUUUGUAUAAUUUCAUCCCAUUCUCGACCCAUCGCUCUGAAACGGUCAAUCUGCAUUGUGAUCAUUAUUUAUGCUUCCUCAUGUCAGUUUUUUUUUUUUUUUUGCCCAGAGGUCUCUUCACCUUGUUUGGGAAAACAUUGUCACUGCUUGAGAUAACCAUGAGCUUAACGAUUGUUUUUUUUUUCUCUACAUAUUUGAAUUCACUAAAUAUUUACAUUUUCCUACUUUUACCAUUUUUCUUCCUGGAAGUUGAUGCUUCACCUUGUGUUUGGCAGUUCUUAAUCCAGAUCAAUCAUUUGCCCCCCUCUUAAACACAUCUAUCUUUUCCACAACCACUUACAAUGAACGUAUCGCUCAACACUUCUUACUGCAUUAGUUAGGGUUAAAUAACUUAUUGCCAGCUGAAACAUUUUAGUCACUGCAGUAAUUAUCCAAUGGAUGACUCCUACUGAUUUGUCUAGUCAAAUCCAGUUGGUGACUUUUUUUUUUUUUGCCAGGCAGUUUUUCAAUUUGAGUUGAUUGUUCCUCAAAGAACUUGGUGCUGUCAAGGUAGUGCAUGACAAGCAGUUUGCCCCGCCUUCCCUUUAAAUUCUUUUAACAGCCUCCAAUAGACAUAAUCGAUAUAUAAAAUCCUAUGACUGCAUGGAUUGUUCAUGGUUGAGGUAUACCACUUUGUCAUGGUUUCAGUUAAUUGAUCUCCAUUUUAGUAAGUUUACAGCGUUGAGUCUUAGCCUGAAUCCUAACGGUUAGCUUUAGUUGAGUUCUAAGAAUGAAAUAUGAAAACAAGCAGAUAUUAAACCAUUUCCCCGAGGCAUUUCAGUUGAGGAACGAGUAGUGCAAUAUAUUUUUCUAUUAAGGAUAAAUGUUUUUGCGUUUAGCCCAGCCACUGAGAGGGGUGUGGUCUUGCAGUUGACCAGAGAAAAUGUGAAUAUGUGUAUUAUUGAAUGAAUGAACUUGGUGGUUAUGCAUGUCUGUGGAGCAUUACAGAUUUCCUGGGUGCUUUACAACAUUUGAAAAGCAGUUUUGUAUUGUGAAGUAGACAAAAGUGGUUGUGCAAGGUGCUUCUUUUGAAAUGUUGUUUUUAAUUGGAGAUUAUUUUAUACCGCAUCGUACUUCCAAGACUGUCCUGUCAUUAGCCACUUGCCACUGUGUCGCCUUUAAAACAACCUGACAUUCUUUUCAGUUGUUUUUUUAAGUCACGUGUCUGUGUUUUCACCCUUUUGUCUUUUUCUUUUUUUUUUUUUUUUUUUACCAGUCUUACACGUCUUUAACAGAGGUUAAACGACAUACAUCAAGAAAUGUCUCCAGAAAAUAUUUGUUUUGAGUUUCUUAAAUACUCAGGCCUCAAGAUGGGAGAAAUACUUGUGUAUAGUCUGAAUUCAUUGUCUUGGGCAAAUAAAAUAACUUAAUGGAAAAA
This is a messenger RNA of Phyllopteryx taeniolatus (common seadragon), 3846 nucleotides long. RefSeq names its product activating transcription factor 7b (gene atf7b). The record is from RefSeq and is a predicted model, not a curated record. NCBI's taxonomy places the organism in Eukaryota, Metazoa, Chordata, Actinopteri, Syngnathiformes, Syngnathidae. The transcript is spliced from 12 exons. Gene Ontology annotation, biological process: regulation of transcription by RNA polymerase II. Gene Ontology annotation, molecular function: DNA-binding transcription factor activity, RNA polymerase II-specific; cAMP response element binding. The coding region runs from base 208 to 1686 and encodes 492 amino acids.